UCUCACGAAGCCAGCGACAAAAGAUCAACUAACUAGCUCUCAGAUGAAAUCAAAUUUUUAAGGUCAGAAAUUUGGAACUUCUAUACAAAUUGUCGGGUUGAAUAGCAUCAGUUGAAUAGAUUCAAGACUAGAGAGUGUCUCUCUCUCUCUCUCUAGUUUUGUCUGAAGUGUGGUUUUCUUGUCAUGGGAAUGGACUUGGAAUGGUCUGAAUCAAGGCGUGAAAGAAGUGUCGAAAUGAGGGAUCAAGAUGACUCUCCCAGGAGGGAAAAAUGGGAAGGAGGGUAUGAUGAUUUGGAAAGUAAGGGUAAUGAGAAAUCAAGAGAUUCAAGCAAGCAUCUGAGUAAAGAUAGGAGUAAGAGCAGUGGUCAAAGAGAAGAAAAGGAACAUCAUAGAAGCAGAGACCGAGAACAGUCAAAGGCUAGGGAUGUUUUAAUUGAGAGAGAGAAAGAAGGGAAAGUUUCAGAUAAAGAUCGAGUGUCAAGUAGGGAUAAAAGGAAGGAGGACAGGGAUGAGCUCAAAAAGGACCGGACAAGAGAGAAGGGAAGAGAGAAAGAUAAUGAUCGGGGCAAGUACAAAGAUAAAGAGCGUGAAAGAGAGAAAGAUCAUAAAGAUCGCUCGAAGGAAAAAGAGCGUGAUAGGGACAGAGAGAUGGAGAAGAAUAGUGAGAGAGGACGAGACAAGGAAAAAGAGAAGAGCAGAGAUAGGGAUAGAGAAAGGGAAAAGGAAAGAGACAGAGCAAAAGACAGGGAAAGGGAAAAGGAGAAAGAGAAGUAUAAAAAUAGGGAGAAGGAAAGGGAAAAUGAUAGGGAUAGAGACAGAGGUGGGGUUGAGCGAGAGAAGGGAAAAGAGAGGAUUAGAGAGAAGGAGAGGGAGACUGAUGAAGACAAGGAUAGGUCUAGGGAAAGAGAUAGAGGGAGUCGGAAGCAACAAAAUGAGUUUAAUGACAGGAUCAAGGAUGUGGGGAAGGAUGAUAAGCAAAAAUUAGGUGAUGAAGAUGGUCAGGAUAUGGAUAUAUCCCAGCAGGGGACGGGUUCUCAUCACGAUGAGAAUGAUAUGAAGGCCAUAAGGCAUGGACUUACUGCCCGGGAUGAACCUGAUGGGUCAGAACCCACAGCAUCAGAGCUCAAAGACCGCAUUUUGAAGUAA
Molecule: messenger RNA, 1146 nt
Organism: Ilex paraguariensis (yerba mate)
Lineage: Eukaryota; Viridiplantae; Streptophyta; Magnoliopsida; Aquifoliales; Aquifoliaceae
Source: the annotation of a GenBank genome assembly